Effrenium voratum is the source of this 2604-nucleotide messenger RNA. Lineage: Eukaryota; Dinophyceae; Suessiales; Symbiodiniaceae. The record is from the annotation of a GenBank genome assembly.
AUGAGCAAUCCGUUCGACGACAUUCCCUUCGACGACGCCCACGGCGCGGCGCCCGCGCCAAAACCGGCAGGCGGCGGCUCGGGCAUCGCCGCGCGCGCCAUGGGCGCCCGGCAGCAGCCGGACUAUCUGACAGGCCUGAACCCCGAGCAGCGCCGCGCCGUCGAAACCACCGAAGGCCCUGUUCUGGUGCUUGCCGGCGCGGGCACCGGCAAGACGCGGGUCCUGACCACACGCAUCGCCCAUAUUCUCGCCCAGGGGCUCGCCUGGCCAAGCCAGGUGCUGGCCGUCACCUUCACCAACAAGGCCGCCCGCGAGAUGAAGGCACGCAUCGGCCUUCUGGUCGGCGGUGCGGUCGAGGGCAUGCCGUGGCUCGGCACGUUCCAUUCGAUCGGCGUGAAGAUGCUGCGCCGCCAUGCCGAGAUGGCCGGCCUGAAGUCCGAUUUCACCAUCCUCGACACGGACGACCAGAUCCGGCUCUUGAAGCAGCUCAUCCAGGCCGAGGGGCUGGACGACAAGCGCUGGCCGGCGCGCCAGUUCGCGAUGAUGAUCGACGGCUGGAAGAACAAGGGUUUCGGCCCCGCCGACAUUCCCGAGGGCGACGCGCGCGCUUUCGCCAACGGCAAGGGCCGGGAACUCUACACCGCCUACCAGAACCGCCUGAAGACACUGAACGCCUGCGAUUUCGGCGACCUUCUGUGCCAUCCGAUCCGCGUCCUGAAGGCCAAUCCCGACGUGCUCGCCGAGUAUCAGCAAAAGUUCCGCUACAUCCUCGUCGACGAGUAUCAGGACACCAACACCGCGCAAUAUCUGUGGCUGCGGCUUCUGGCGCAGCGGCGGGUGAGCGCCCCCACCUCCCCCUUGAGGGGAGGUCGGAGAAGCGAGCAAAGCGAAGCUGAUCCGGGUGGGGGUGACAUCGGUGCCGAUACCCCCACCCGGCUCGACACUGUCUCGCCGACCUCCCCUCAAGGGGGAGGUGGAAACGCUGCACCGCCGAAUAUUUGCUGCGUCGGCGAUGACGACCAGUCGAUCUAUGGCUGGCGCGGGGCCGACGUCGACAACAUUCUGCGCUUCGAAAAGGAUUUUCCGGGCGCCACCGUCGUCAAGCUGGAACGCAACUACCGCUCGACCGCUCAUAUCCUCGGCGCCGCCUCCCACCUGAUCGGCCACAAUGAAGGCCGGCUCGGCAAGACCCUGUUCACCGACGCAGCCGACCCGGACGACCCCAAGGUCAAUGUGCAUGCCGCCUGGGACUCCGAGGAGGAAGCGCGCGCCGUCGGCGAGACGAUCGAGCGCCACCAGCGCGACGGCAACAAUCUCAACGACAUGGCGAUCCUCGUGCGCGCCUCCUUCCAGAUGCGCGAAUUCGAGGACCGCUUCGUCACGCUGGGGCUCAACUAUCGCGUCAUUGGGGGCCCGCGCUUUUACGAGCGCAUGGAGGUGCGCGACGCGAUGGCCUAUUUCCGCGUCGUCUGCCAGCCUGCCGACGAUCUGGCCUUCGAGCGCAUCGUCAACACGCCCAAGCGGGGCCUCGGCGAUGCCUCGGUGCGUCUCGUGCACGAUUACGCGCGCAGGAAGGGCAUGCCCAUGCUGGCCGCCGCCGCCGAGAUCGUCGCCACCGAGGAAAUGAAGCCCAAGCCGCGCGCCGCCCUGCGCGGCGUCGUCGAGAACUUUGCCCGCUGGCAGGAACGGCUCGACAACACGCCGCACGCCGAACUGGCCGAGACGAUCCUCGAGGAAAGCGGCUACACGGCCAUGUGGCAGGCCGACCGGUCGGCCGAGGCGCCGGGGCGGCUGGAAAACCUGAAAGAACUCAUCCGCUCGAUGGAAGAGUUCGAAUCCAUGCGCGCCUUCCUCGAACAUGUCUCGCUCGUCAUGGAUGCCGAGCAGAACGAGGACAUGGAUGCGGUCUCGAUCAUGACGCUGCAUGCGGCCAAGGGGCUCGAAUUCGACACGGUGUUCCUGCCCGGCUGGGAGGAAGGCCUGUUUCCGCAUCAGCGCGCGCUCGACGAGGGCGGCCGGUCGGGCCUCGAGGAAGAACGGCGCCUCGCCUAUGUCGGGCUCACCCGCGCCAAGCGCAACUGCCACAUCUGGUUCGUCUCCAACCGGCGCAUUCACGGCCUGUGGCAGUCGACCAUUCCCUCGCGCUUUCUCGACGAACUGCCGACGGACCAUGUGGACGUUGCCGAACCGCCCACCUCCUAUGGCGGUCAUGGCGGCUACGGCCAGUCGCGCUUUGACCGCGCCGAUACGUUCUCGACCAGGCGCGAAUCGCCCGGCUGGCGCCGCGCCCAGGCCAACCAGACCGAGGCGACGCGCGGCAAUUGGGGCUCGCGCUCGGGCAUCGCCGUGGAGCGCAUCGGCUAUGGCGAGACGGAUUCAGGCUUCGGCGCCGGCAAGGGUUCGGUCAAGGGCCGGGUGAUCGAGGGCGAGCUGAUCGCCAAAUCCGUCGCCGACGAGCCCUCCGCCUUUGCCGUUGGCGACCGGGUGUUCCACCUCAAGUUCGGCAAUGGCAACAUCACCGCCAUCGAGGGCAACAAGCUGACCAUCGCCUUCGACAAGGCCGGCGAGAAGAAGGUGCUGGACGGGUUCGUGGAGAUGGUGUGA